AUGAGUUUUAUUAUUUUUAUUAUAUAUACAGUCUAUUGUUCAGAAAGCACAGGACUUAGAAUUGAUUUAAAUAUAGAAAUCCCUUUAUUGGAGAAUCAAUAUGUCAUUUUCAACUCAAAUUCCUCUUAAUCAGGAGCAAGUCAAGAAAUUAUACCAUAACAAAAACUAUUAGCCAAUUUAGUAUAGUUUUCAAAUUAAGAUAGAAAAAUAAUUCUUUAUAAGUUUACUCUUAGAAAUUCGAUUUUCUUUAAUUUAAUAAUUUUACAGAUCUUUAAUGUUAUCAAUAAAAUGUUAUGAUACUUCGAGAUGUUUAAAGUUGUACCCAAAAUUGCACAUUAUAGUCAAAUUAUACUCAAUUUCUAGGAGCAAACAGUGUUAGCUAAAAUAUUACAGAUUCAGCUUAUUUUAUAAUUGAUAAUACAUAAUUGCCUUGUGUUAAUGGAACAUUUUUUAAAUUACUUGUUCCAUGGGUGACUGUCUAAGUAUUAUUUACUUUUUAGGACUCUUCUUAUUUGAUUGGAACAAUUAGUAUCUAUUUAUAAAUAUCUUAGUUAUUGUUUUAUUAGUCACUAUUAUUACUAUUUAAAUUAUGUCUAUAAUUGUAUUAUAUUAUAAAUUGAGAAAGUAUAAGAAAAAAAUGAAACGAUCUUAAGACAAAAACAUUGCCAAAAGAAACAAUAUAAUGAGAAGUGAUUAUCAAGUAAAAAUUAUAUAAAUUAAUUAAAUUAGGAAAACAAUGAAGAUCAAUCUAUAUCACUCUAAGAAAUCAAGAGUUAAUAAAUUUCUUAUUUCUAAAAUUGA
Paramecium pentaurelia is the source of this 801-nucleotide messenger RNA. The record is from the annotation of a GenBank genome assembly. Lineage: Eukaryota; Ciliophora; Oligohymenophorea; Peniculida; Parameciidae.